Messenger RNA from Cucurbitaria berberidis CBS 394.84, 1695 nucleotides. RefSeq lists its product as uncharacterized. Gene Ontology annotation, biological process: regulation of DNA-templated transcription. The record is from RefSeq and is a predicted model, not a curated record. The coding region runs from base 51 to 1559 and encodes 502 amino acids. The transcript is spliced from 2 exons. Gene Ontology annotation, molecular function: zinc ion binding; DNA-binding transcription factor activity, RNA polymerase II-specific. NCBI's taxonomy places the organism in Eukaryota, Fungi, Ascomycota, Dothideomycetes, Pleosporales, Cucurbitariaceae.
AGCCCUUUGGCCAAACGUCUCUCGACGCCUGCAUACUGCACAGCUGACUCAUGGUCAAUGUGGGCGGCAGGUCUAAAGGAUGCUCACACUGCCGCAGAAGGCGCAUCAAAUGCGAUGAGAACCGUCCCAUCUGCAGGCGGUGCCAGGGAAGCGGUCUUCAAUGUGACGGACCGAGAGACACAGCUUUCAUUGAAGGAACGAUUGUGAGAUCUAGGAGGUCUCAAAACCCAGCGAUAGCAUGGGUGAGGCGUGACAUUGAAGAGCAAAACCGUGCUGUUCAGACAAUACUGCAGUCCACUGUCCCUUUAAAGCAGAACGAGCAUGAGGUAUACAUUUGCUAUACGCGCAAGCACCUCCUCCCCGGUGGCCCCCUGGACGUGGGACUGCAGGACCUCCAACUUGCUGACAUCACAACGACGAGCCGAAAGACUACCGAUAGCGUGAAAGGACCGGUCUUCAACCAAGCCAUGCUGAGCUUCGCCGCCGUGUUUUUCGGUGCUCAACACAAACAAACCAGGAUCCUGACACAAGGAUAUGCCAUGCACGGAGCUGCACUCAAGCAGCUAAACUUCACCCUAUCAGACUCAAGCUGCUACAUCCGCGAUGAAGUCAUCGUCUCCGUUAUCGCGCUGGCUAUGCUGGAAUGCCUUGUACCCACUGGGCCCAAGAACUAUCUCAAGCACAUGCUUGGCCUCGAAAGACUGCUCGAGCUGCGUAAGCCAGAAUACCUUGCGCAUUGUGUGAGGAAUAUGAUUCUGUUUGCGUCGGUGCGGGCAAGGAAACCAUCGAUUUUGGCGAGACCAGAAUGGAAGAAGGUAUUGAGAGUGCACUGCGCCGACCAAGACAUGCAAGAGCAGGACUUGUGCGACGCUUUGGCCGACUGUACCGUCCUGCUCGCGGAGUGCGACAAGUUGAUGACACUCUGGGCAUUUGAUAUGGAAAAGGCAGUUCCGCAGCGAGAUAAGUUGGAGCGAAAUGCUGUGGCGCUGUUGACGUAUUUGCGUACUUGGAAAGACGCAUGGGAUAGCGACGAACAAAAUGCUUAUUAUGUGGAGUUAGCACCUCCUAGCGACUCGCAGUCUCCGCCGGCACAGAGUGUGGGUGAUGACUCGCGACGCAUGAGUACGGUUCUAAGGUUCGGAACAGGCUCGGCAGCAAGAAUGUUGAUGCUGCACAGCACAACACUUAUUCAUGUCCUCCAAAUCCUUGCUUCUCUUCCACUCAACAGCUCGGAAGACCGCAGCGAGCAAACCGCGUCUCUGAUCCCCUGGCAGUACACUGCACGUGAGGACGAUGACAUCUGGGAAUGCAUCGCAAAUGCUGAAUGGGCUGCUGCGGCACGCUUAGCCGCUCUGCAAGCUGGACAGUGUCUCCCCGACUAUCUGGAUCACGAGAGGGCACUUUCUGAUCUGCAAUUCGCUUCACCAGUGGUUCAAUGGGCUGUUAGCACAUCGUGGAAGACACUUGGUGAAAAUGGGACGGCCGAGGGGCGGUGGAUGAUGGGCCUACUGAAUGAAAGAAGUAACCAGGCUAUUGCGAGAGGUAUGUGGGAUGCAUGAUAUAUCGAAUCGAGGGAUGAAUGUGGGUGCAUUUGUAAGUCUUCUAGCUUCAUACUUUUGUAUUUACAUUUGUCGUUUAUUACAUCGUCCAUAUAAGUAAAUACAUCAAGCUACAUAAUUCAACAGUCUCACGCCC